GACACUUACAACAACGCGUCGCGCUUCGUGGAGCAGGUGAACUCAUCCAGACUCGGAUCAGUCGUCCGCCGCAACGUUGUAGUUCCAUCAUCUGAAAAACUAGCCUUAUACCAGUCUCAAAUAGCCGCACGUGAUGCAGCUGCUGGUGCCUCUGGUCAAAAUAGUUCUAAUACAUCCAACGACACUAGUGUGUCGACAGACGCCGAGCAAACAUCUCUGGUGAUGAAUCCAUUCUACUUGCAUGACCCACAACUAGAGAAGAACGACCCAACGUUGAGCUACGACGAAUUUGAAGCUCAAAUUCUAGAUUCUACAUCCUUGGGGAUUGACAACGAGGAGUAUCAGCACACACUGUUUUUCGAUGCCAUCCAGGAGGACCGGAUGCACCAACAGUUGGUGGAUAGGUUGGGCCGUUUGAACGUGCGUGGCUUUCAGCAGUUCUCGCAUCUAGACUACAAGAGUGCUCUGCAUUUCAAUGA
Amoebophrya sp. A25 is the source of this 479-nucleotide messenger RNA. NCBI's taxonomy places the organism in Eukaryota, Dinophyceae, Syndiniales, Amoebophryaceae. The record is from the annotation of a GenBank genome assembly.